Molecule: messenger RNA, 1309 nt
Organism: Asterias rubens (European starfish)
Lineage: Eukaryota; Metazoa; Echinodermata; Asteroidea; Forcipulatida; Asteriidae
Exons: 3
Coding region: 173-892 (239 amino acids)
Source: RefSeq, a predicted model, not a curated record
UUCACUCACCGAAUUAAUAGCGUAUUAUCGUUACGUAUUAUCAUUACAAUCAGAACACUGCGGAUUAUACCAGCGUUUAGUAAUUUUAAGGACUUUUAAAAAUGGCUAUGCUUCAGGAAAUUGUUCACAUUUUGGGGUAGUUUUUGGAUGAUGGUUUAGAGAGAGUGAUUCAAUGGCUUCGGGCCGGACAGUGUUAGGAUGUAUCUUACUUCUACUUCUUGGGUUUUUGUGGGCACCAAUUUGGAUGUUGACGAAUGGAUCGAAGGAUAGUGUCAACGUGCAUGACUUGUUUGCUGGGGACGAGGUGGAUGCAGGCACCCUUCUGAACCCUUCACAAGAACCUCCCACACAAAGUACAAGUGACCACGCCCCUAAAAGAUUACCAACCGUAGAACUACAAGAAGGACAUGUACAAACCAAGACUUCAGUUUUAUCAAAGAAGAAAAAGAAACCACCCAAGACAUCGACGAGUUAUGAAGUUAAUCCGACUGUAAAAUCAGUGGGGCGCGGGGAUGCGAUUCCAGCGGGGAAAGAGGGAAGCCAUCGGUAUAAUGGUACCGUUCAAACUGUCGGAGUGACGGUAGGAUUGGAGGGUCAGGCUUACGGUAAUACUACCAUGGAUUACGGGGCAAUACAGACAGCAACGACAACCACAAGUGUAUGCAGCCAAAUGACACUUUUACGCAACUCCACUUUCCGCUGGAUUGCCAAGAUAUGCCAGGCGCUGAAAAGGCAACCAGUUUACUUACGAGCGGGGCUCCUUAUUGCAGUGGGCUUGGCUAGUCUACUUGUGACAUUGAUUGCUUAUAAACUGAUGUGCCCCAAAGUGUACAACAGGGAAGGUGUGGAGAAGGUCUACGAUAUGGAAGAUAGUUGGCUCAUAAUUAACUGAAGUCAUUUAUAUUCAGUCAAUUUGUAAAAUUCACUUCAGUGUUGUUAAACUGAAAUGUUAUUAUUAUGGAUGUUAAUUUGAUGUAUUUUUUUUAUGUACAUAUUACUUUAGACAAAAGGUAUAAGGGCAUUAGACUUAGACUCAAUAAUUAUGGUCAUCGAUUCCAUCUAAAUAUUAAUUUACAAAAUGAAACUGCAUUUUUUUAACUGGAAACAUUGGGGUAGGGCGGGGAACAGCCACCCCGCCCACAAAGAGUAAUGGGAUAUUGGAUAAGUGGCAAUCUCUAUUAAUUUUUGUAUGGACAAUUUAAGGUUUUGAUGUUGAGAACUAGUGUGAACAACUGUCAUGUAAAUAUUGUUGUUAUAAAAUAAACAACAGUUCACAAAAAAAUAUACACCAAAACACAAACAACAAAUA